AUGCCUUCGAAUAAUGGUCCCCGUCAUGGAAAGGGCAAAUCAUCUAACAAACCUCAGUCACUGAAGCGGAAGCGCGCAGAAGAGGAUCUAUCGACGCUGGUUCAGCGAGUCGAAGAUCUCGACCUCAAGGAAUCCUACAAAUCUUUCUCCGACCUCCCUCUGUCCGAACCGACCGCCUCCGGACUCUCGUCGUCGCACUACAAGACCCUGACUGAUAUCCAGUCUCGCGCGAUCAGUCAUGCGCUGAAGGGUCGGGAUAUUCUGGGCGCCGCGAAGACGGGAAGCGGCAAGACACUGGCUUUCCUGGUCCCGGUGCUCGAGAACCUGUACCGCAAGCAAUGGGCCGAAUACGACGGACUCGGAGCGCUGAUCCUCUCGCCGACUCGCGAACUGGCGAUCCAGAUCUUCGAAGUGCUCCGCAAGGUUGGCCGCUAUCACAAUUUUUCGGCCGGUCUGGUGAUCGGUGGAAAGAGUUUGCGCGAGGAGCAGGAGAGACUGGGGAGGAUGAACAUUUUGGUCUGCACGCCCGGUCGAAUGCUGCAGCACUUGGAUCAGACAGCUCUGUUCGAUACCAAUAACCUGCAGAUGCUGGUGAUGGACGAGGCGGACCGGAUCAUGGACAUGGGAUUCCAGAAGACGGUGGAUGCGAUCGUGGGUCAUCUGCCCCAGCAGCGCCAGACACUUCUCUUCAGUGCGACGCAGACGAAGAAGGUGUCGGAUCUGGCGCGCUUGAGUUUGAAGGAUCCCGAGUACGUGGCCGUGCAUGAGGCGGCGUCUUCUGCUACCCCCGCGACGCUUCAGCAACACUACGUGGUGACUCCGUUGCCGCAGAAGCUCGACGUGCUGUGGAGUUUUAUCCGGAGUAACCUGAAGUCCAAGACGAUUGUGUUUCUGUCGUCCGGGAAACAAGUGCGAUUUGUCUACGAGUCUUUCCGACACAUGCAACCCGGUAUUCCCUUGAUGCAUCUCCACGGUCGACAGAAGCAGGGUGGACGACUUGACAUCACGACAAAUUUCUCCCAGGCGAAGCACGCCGUGCUUUUCUCGACGGAUAUUGCUGCGCGUGGUUUGGAUUUCCCGGCCGUCGACUGGGUCAUUCAGCUCGAUUGUCCCGAAGAUGCCGACACGUAUAUUCACCGAGUCGGGCGAACGGCGCGUUACGAGCGGGAAGGCCGUGCGGUCUUGUUCCUCGACCCCAGCGAGGAGAAAGGCAUGCUGCAGCGUCUGGAGCAGAAAAAGGUGAAGGUCGAGCGGAUCAACAUCAAAGCAAACAAGCAGCAGAGCGUCAAGAGCCAGCUGCAGAACAUGUGUUUCAAGGACCCCGAGCUGAAGUAUCUGGGCCAGAAGGCUUUCAUCUCCUACGUCAAAUCGGUUUACGUGCAGAAGGACAAGGAAAUCUUCAACAUCAAGGAGCUGAAGCUGGAGGAUCUGGCCCACAGCAUGGGUCUUCCGGGAGCGCCCCGGAUCAAGUUCAUCAAGGGAGACGACACGAAAGAACGGAAGAACGCUCCUCGUGCGUCGGCGUACAUGUCCAGCGAUGACGAAUCUGGCGAUGACGAGGAAGAGAAAACAGAGAAAACAGCGAAGAGGAAGGAAGAGCCUCGUGUGCGCACCAAGUACGAUCGGAUGUUUGAGCGACAGAACCAGGACGUCCUGGCGGACCACUACUCGAAACUCAUCAACGAUGACGGCACUUUGGUCGAUCCUAACCAGAACAAGGGCGAGAGCGACGAUGAAGACGAUUUCCUGUCUGUCAAACGGCGCUUUGCUGCCGGUGACGAGGGUCUGGAUGUGCGCAGUAGUGAUGAUGACGAGGAGGAGACCGACAAGAAAGAUAUCAAGACCGUCCACAUCGACGGCCGCGACCCACUGGUCGUAGACUCGAAACGACGAGAGAAACUGCUUAAAUCGAAGAAGAAGCUGCUCAAAUUCAAGGGCAAGGGUACGAAGUUGGUUUACGACGACGAGGGCAACGCGCACGAGCUGUACGAGAUGGAAGACGAGGACCAGUUCAAGGCCCGCGGCGACGCCAAGGACCAACAGGCGCAGUUCCUGGCAGAGGAGACGCAGCGCACGCGACAGGCCGAUCUGGAAGACAAGGCCGUCGACAAGCAGAAGCGUCGCGAGAAGAAAGAGAAGCGCAAGCAGCGCGAGCGGGAAUUGCUGGCCGAGGAAGAGGCCGAGGAACGAGAGGCGCAACUGGCUCCCUUCGAGGGCGGCGACGACUACGACGGAGGCGAUUAUUCACAAUCCGAGGCGGAAGAACCAGCACCUCGUCCCAACAAGAAGGUUCGCGUGCAAGAACCCGACAGCGACAACGAAGUGGCAUCCCGCUACAAGAGGGACAAGCGACCCGCGGCGCCCAAGGGACCCGAACCUAUCCAGACUCUGGAAGAUCUGGAGUCGUUGGCUACUGGAUUGCUGGGGUAG
Messenger RNA from Aspergillus melleus, 2430 nucleotides. It is a transcript of the gene dbp4, whose product is annotated as RNA-dependent ATPase HCA4. NCBI's taxonomy places the organism in Eukaryota, Fungi, Ascomycota, Eurotiomycetes, Eurotiales, Aspergillaceae. Gene Ontology annotation, cellular component: nucleus. The coding region runs from base 1 to 2430 and encodes 809 amino acids. Gene Ontology annotation, molecular function: RNA helicase activity; ATP binding; nucleic acid binding. The transcript has a single exon. Gene Ontology annotation, biological process: rRNA processing. The record is from RefSeq and is a predicted model, not a curated record.